AUGGCGGGUCCGUGGAUAAGGAUAUUUUCACCGGAGCCAAACAGAAGAAAGCCAUUUGUUCCUGUUCCAAGUUUAAUGCGUAUGCCUCCUAGAGACGCUGAUCCGUUAACAUACUUCAAGUUGCUUUUCCCUGAUAUUCUGGCAAAAGAAAUCAUCAGACACACUAACACAUACGCCAAGGGUCAAUUCUAUGAUGAAAAUCUUCGACCAAGAUCGAGAACCAGGGAAUGGAAAAGGAUAGGAAUGACAGAUUUCCACAGCUUUCUAGCAAUUAUGUUCAACAUGAGCAUAAUAAAGAAACCUUCCAUGGAGGAAUACUGGAAUACUACAAUGAUCAGCCAACGAUCAAACUGGUUCAAACACACAAUGGGUAGAAACCGAUUUCAGAAUAUUCUGAAGUUUCUCCACAUCAACGAUUGCAGACAUGUUGCCGAGAGAAAUCAUCCUGGGUAUGAUCCAUCUGUCAGAUUUCGACCUUUAUUGCACUUCGUCAAUCGACAAUUCAUGCGCUUCAAGGUUCCAAACAGGGAGUUAUGCGUGGACGAGUCUCUUGUACCAACAAAGGGACACAGCGUUCUUCGACAGUACAUCCCAUCAAAGGUCGCGAGGUAUGGGGUCAAGUUUUGGGUACUGUGUGAGUCCUCUACAGGUUACGUGCUUCAGAUGCAAGUUUACAGGGGACGUGAAUUCGACCCAGUUCCACCAGGACAACUCCAAGGAACAAACGUAGUUGUAGAGCUCCUACAAGGAUCGUCACUUCUUCAUAAAGGCUAUCACGUAUUUUGUGAUAGUUUCUUCACGUCCUUGAAUCUUGGACACAGACUUCUCCAACUUAACACAUACUUGACCGGAACUUUACGAAAGAAUCGACCAAUGCCGCACCUCGUCAAGGACGCGAACCAGCCAGGGAACACUGUCUACUUGCGACGUGGCGACUUUUUGUGUCUGUCUCAUUUCGGCGCAGAUGAAAAGAAACCUGUCAGGUUAACGUUGCUAUCGACUAUUCUACCAGCACAAGAACUGGGAUCAGGUAAACCGCGUGUCAUCGCAUCAUACAAUACCAACAUGGGAGCGGUAGACAUGAAUGAUGGUAUUCUACAUUCAUAUGGAAAGCAGAGGAAAUGCCAAAAGGUAUGGAAGAAAAUACUGGUGCAUUUAUUGUUUAGAAUCCUUAUGAAUUCCUAUAUACUUUAUAAGGAAAACACUGCACUGAGAGUAAAAAGCCGCCUGCAGUAUAUCCAAGCCGUUAUUGAAGCACUCGCUGGAACGAAGAAACCUGACAACCCUCGCCGCCGAGCAGUGAAGAAAGUUUCCUUAAUCACUUUGCCACAAAAGAAGGAGAAAGACUGCUGUGUCUGUUCUUCACGUAUGCGCCAUGGCCGUGGAAUACGUCGUCGGAGCAGAACGAUUUGUUCAUUGUGUGAGCGGGGACUUCAUCGUCAAUGUAUUGGACGGCAUUUGAACUGCAUUGAACAAUAG
Pecten maximus is the source of this 1479-nucleotide messenger RNA. Its product is annotated as piggyBac transposable element-derived protein 4-like. NCBI's taxonomy places the organism in Eukaryota, Metazoa, Mollusca, Bivalvia, Pectinida, Pectinidae. Bases 1 to 1479 code for a protein of 492 amino acids. The transcript is spliced from 4 exons. The record is from RefSeq and is a predicted model, not a curated record.